AGUAGGGUAUGGUCAGUUGAAAAAUAAACAGCAAGGCUAAGACCCGGUUUCACCGACGACGUCGUUCAACUUUAAUCUCAGCUCCAUUCAUUCCUUAUCUUCUUCUAAGAGGACAGUUAGAAAGAGACGAAGAACAGAUUAAGUCAGGUUUCAAAUUGUGUCAUCUUCCAACAAAGACACGGCAUCGGUGAAGAGUCAAGAGAGGCGAGGGACAUUUUCGCCGAAAGUCGCAGACGAUCCUCGGAGGCCGCGCUGGUCGGUACCUAGAGACACCGAGACGAAACAUCGAUUCCAUCGGCGCCGCAAGGCGCGCGCGACCUGCGCUCGCGUAAGCGUGAGACUUGGUAAUGCCGUGCACCUCGCCUGCGCGCGGGGAGUCGCAAAGCCCGUAAAGUGUCGCGUACGUUCUCCGCCGUGCGUUCCAGUCCAAGCCGCACCGCCGUACGACGCGGCCACGUAUACCACUCGACGGGCGCGUCACGACGCGCGACGACCCCGCGUGCGCGCGUUAAACUCUCGCGAGGAGUGCGAAGAGUGCCGUCAUCGGGCUUGGGUUGUAAAAGAUACACAAAAAAGAAAAGGAAGAGAAAAGAACGCGAUCCCCGACUUCGUUUUCGCGAGCUCGUCGUGUUCUCCGCGCGAGGCGAACUCGUGAGCGGAGUCGAAGUGAAAUCGCGAGAGGCUGGCGAGGCGAUAGGAGGCACACGUGGACGGGCGCGUGUCAGGGUCGCCAAGACCAAGGUGGGGUCGCACGCACAGGGAAGAGAGAAUCGAUCGUCAUCAAAUCGACCUGAAAAUCCUUCAAACUGGGCGACGGUAAAGGAAAACAUCGACGGGUAAGAAUGGCGGACGAAGCCCAGCAGAACCAACAGCCGACCGCCAAGAGGCACAAGGUUCUAUGUCAUCUGCCCAUCGCCAUCAAAGUGCUCGAAGUGAUACUGGCGAUUUUCGCGAUCGGCCUGGCGGUGGACCCGAUGAACUCGUUCCAGCGCAUCUUCAACAAGCCGCGAUUCAAGCUGGACGACGCAGCUACCAUCUACGUCACGGUCGCGGGCUAUAUUCUCAUCAAUGCGCUCUUCAUCAUCAGCCACAUGCUGGGGGAUCGCGUGCCCAAGAGAACGUUGCUGAUGUUCGCGGCCGUGGGCGCGUUCAUGCACGUGGUGGCCGGAAGCCUGAUGGUCCACAAUUGGCGCCAGGUGAACGGUUCUUAUUAUUACGUGUACAACAACGAGGUCCACCCUAGCAAGCAGUACAUGGACAUGCUUAUAUCAGCGGCCGUGUUUACAUUCGUCAACGCGGCGGCAUUUAUCGCGGAAAUUAUCGCCGUUAUAAGAUACGCGUGAAUACGCGCGCUCUCGCGGAGAAGAAGGUCCGUUGAUCCAAGCGAGUCGGAGAACUCGCGAGUGUCACCAAAGCUAUGGAUAGUCCGUUUCGAAGCAGGAAGACGAGAAGGCUAGAGGAUCUUUUAACGUUUAUUAUUGCAAGCAGUUUCACCGAGACUUUCUGAAAUUUACACCAACGACUGUUGACUCGACGGCUUGAACGUUUUACAAGUGAAGAGAUUGGAAAAAGUAACGGCGAGAAAGAUUUAGGCAUUUAUUGGAUUGUCACGAUUGGUUUUAACGUCGUUCUGCUGCGAAGAAAAGUCGUGUGGUGGGACGAAUUGUAAAAUCCCACAAAAAUAUUAAUUUCGUAAAAUUAUCGAACACACAUGCGUUUAAAGUCAUAUUAGAAUUAGUAAUAUUAUAUAAUACCUGUUAUCACAGUAGUAGCGUGUAAGGUCGUGUAUAUGCGUGUAAUUAUCGUUAGAAAAGAUCGAGCAGUUAGUUGAAUUAGUAUAGUUACAGUAACUCUAGAGACUAAUCGCGAAAUUGCAAUCUUCGCGCACAACGGCUGCGAUUAUCGAGACAUUUCUUUGCUAUUCGGAUCAAUAGUAUCCAUUCGCGUACAAAUCCGUCCAUUAUUGUACCUAAAGCGUAUAUUUCUACAAAAUAUCGCGAUAAGCAUUUUUUAGGCCGGUAUUCAUAGUCCGUUCUUAUAUUUAAGUUAUCUUAAGUAUGACUCUUAAUGUGUUUUUA
Vollenhovia emeryi is the source of this 2078-nucleotide messenger RNA. RefSeq lists its product as uncharacterized. Bases 843 to 1343 code for a protein of 166 amino acids. NCBI's taxonomy places the organism in Eukaryota, Metazoa, Arthropoda, Insecta, Hymenoptera, Formicidae. The transcript has 5 exons. Gene Ontology annotation, biological process: septate junction assembly. The record is from RefSeq and is a predicted model, not a curated record. Gene Ontology annotation, cellular component: membrane.